AGCAAAGAGCAUAAAGUUUGUCAAGUCAGUCUUUUCUUUAAUUUUCUCGUGAGCGGAUGUGUUUACGCGAUGGUGCAAUAAUUUAUUAAUUUUCUUCAUUUCUUCAUUUCCUCGGACCAACUUUCCACGAAAAACUUUGGAGAUGUUUGCAUAGAGCAUGGUUAAGGGCAGUGGGAGUGUUUAAGAGUGUGGAAUUUUAAGUGAUUCAGGGAAAAAAUGAGUGUAUAACCUCAAUUGUUUUUGCGACUGCAAGAGCCCCAAAAAUUGUGUUUAUAUUUAUCUAAUAGUUUAUUGAUUUACCAUAAGAGCAAGAGAACAAUUCCGCAGCCAUGGCAUCAUUCACAGCAUGGGAUUAUGUGGUGUUUAUAGUGAUGCUCCUGAUCUCAGCUGGAAUUGGAGUGUACUAUCGAUUUACGGGUGGAAAGCAGAAGACGACAAAUGAAUACCUCCUAGCAGAUAGAAGUAUGAGUGUUUGGCCGGUUUCAUUCAGUUUAAUGGCGAGUUUCAUGAGUGCCAUCACAAUUCUCGGUGUCUCAAUGGAGAAUUAUCAAUUUGGUACCCUUUUUGUCAUCAUUAACAUCUCCUAUGGGCUCGCCACACCAAUUGCAUCCCACCUCUACCUUCCAGUUUUCUACAAACUCCAAGCCGCAAGUGCCUACGAGUACCUCGAAAAGCGCUUCGGAAGAGCCACAAGACUCUGUGCCAGCAUUGCGUACUCACUCCAAAUGAUUCUGUACAUGGGAAUUGUUUUGUACGCACCAGCAUUGGCUCUUGAGGCUGUCACGGGAAUGUCUCGAGUUGCUUCAGUUCUAUCAAUAGGAAUUGUUUGUACUUUUUAUUCAACAAUUGGCGGAAUGAAGGCUGUCCUCAUCACUGAUGUUUUCCAAUCAAUUCUCAUGUUUGCAGCGGUUUUCAGUAUCAUUAUUGUAGCAGCAAUUCUUGCCGGUGGUUUGGGAGAAAUUUGGCGUGUAGCCGAAGAGGGAAAUCGUAUUGAAUUUUUAAACUUUAAUCCUGAUCCAACUGUACGACACACGUGGUGGUCCUUAAUAAUUGGCGGAGGCUUUACGUACCUGUCUCUCUAUGCUGUGAAUCAAACUCAGGUGCAACGUUUGCUGACAGUGCGAAGUUUGAAGGCGUCCCAGGCAGCCCUUUGGCUCAACUGGCCCAUUCUUUCCCUCCUAAGCUUCAGCACGUCCUUCAGUGGACUCGCCAUCUACUACUACUACGCCAGAUGUGACCCACUGCUUCAAGGAAGAAUCUCAUCGAGAGACCAGUUGAUGCCGAUCUUCGUGGUGGACACAAUGCACGAGUACUCAGGUCUUCCGGGACUCUUUGUUUCCGGAAUUUUCUCGGCAAGUCUCUCCACUGUAUCUGCUGCUCUCAAUUCCCUAGCCGCUGUUACCCUCGAAGAUUACAUGAAGCCACUGUAUCAGAUGAUUAAGAAGCGCCCUCUUGUUGAGUCCAAAUCGACGCUCCCCUCCAAGCUCAUGGCUUGCGUCUAUGGAGUUAUUUGCAUAGGGAUUGCUUUUGGGACUCAAUCUCUCGGUGGUGUACUGCAAGCGGCUCUAACAGUAUUUGGCGUUGUGGGUGGACCCCUGUUUGGUCUCUUCACACUUGGGAUGUUCAACACAGUUGCCACUCAGAGGUCUGCAAUAUUUGCCCUGCUGACCGGCCUAAUCUUCUCAUUGUGGAUUGGUUUUGGUCAACCGAAGCCACCAGUAAAGAUGUUGGAGUUUUCCACCGAAGGCUGCACAGAUAGCCGCUUCAAUUCCACUUUCUAUGCCUUUACGCCAAUUUCAGAAGCUCAUUCAGCACGAUUGGCUGUUGCAGACGCCGUUCCUGAUGAUUCUGACUACUUUUGGCUAUACCGUCUCUCCUAUCUCUGGUACAGUGUCUUGGGAUUCCUCGUGACGCUCUUUGUGGGCUUAGCUUCGGCCUACAUUCUCAAAUGGCUCAAGCUCGAAGGAGAGUCGUGUAUCUAUGAGGAUGAAACAAAGGAGUGCAUCAACACAGAUCUGUUCUCACCACCAAUUGCUUGGCAACUGAAGAAGCGCUAUGCCAAAUACAUUCAAAACGGCGGCAUUGUUGAUAUGUCGAGCAACAAGAUCAUCAGCGAAAAUACAAAAUUCUAAAAAUCCAGACAGUUGUUGAUACAAAAAAAAAUUGGUUUAGAAAGUGAAUUUAAAUGAUGAGUAUUACAUACUCUAUAUUUUAUGUUAGUUAAAUGCAUAAAAAAUUAUAUAUUGCCCAUGAGAUUUUAUAUAGAAAAAUUGUUAGUUGGUGGCUCAAAUUUUUUUUUGUUUUUGUAAUAAUUAAUUUUUUGGAGGGAGGUGAAGAGAGAAAUUGUUAAAAAAUGUGCUCUUAGGGCGUAAGAAAAGAAGUCUUCCACAUUUACAAGAAAGAAUGUAGUGUUGCAACUGGAUGUACUUAUCAAUCAAUGUAGACAACAUGUGUACAUAGGCGUGAUUAGCAAUAUAACGGCAUUUCCAAGGAA
This is a messenger RNA of Lutzomyia longipalpis, 2494 nucleotides long. RefSeq names its product putative sodium-dependent multivitamin transporter. The record is from RefSeq and is a predicted model, not a curated record. Lineage: Eukaryota; Metazoa; Arthropoda; Insecta; Diptera; Psychodidae. Gene Ontology annotation, biological process: sodium ion transport; transmembrane transport. The transcript is spliced from 8 exons. Bases 330 to 2132 code for a protein of 600 amino acids. Gene Ontology annotation, cellular component: membrane. Gene Ontology annotation, molecular function: symporter activity.